AUUUCCUCCUCCACUUUCACGGCCCGAUUUCAAACCUUGUUUCCAUUCCCAAGAGCACAAACAUCAUCUUCGCCAAAAACUAAGAAAACCAUUUCAGGGCAACAGAAUUUGCAAAUAACCAAAGAGAAAACAAAGAAAAGCUUCAGAGAAAUUGCUGAAUCAGAGAAGGAACAAGGAAAAACAUCAAAGGAAGAAGAAACCUCAUACAUACUUCAAAAGGGAUUCUUCAUCUCGUAUGAUAUCAGAGACGAUUGAGAGUUGAAAAUGGUCGAGAAAAUGGGUAUCGGUUAUCCAUAUUCUGAUUCAAUUUCUUUACCUACCAAUUCGGUUAGGAAGAGGAAGUCACGGAGUAGACGAGAUCGAUCGACCGUGGCUGAGACUCUUGCUAAGUGGAAAGCUUAUAAUGAAUGUUUUGAUUCUUGUAAUGAUGGUGGCAAGCCAAUUCGUAAAGCUCCGGCAAAAGGGUCUAAGAAGGGAUGUAUGAAAGGCAAAGGAGGACCCUUAAAUUCACAUUGCAAUUACAGAGGUGUGAGGCAGAGGACUUGGGGCAAAUGGGUUGCAGAGAUUCGUGAACCCAACAGAGGGAGUAGACUGUGGCUUGGUACUUUCCCUACCGCCGUUGAAGCCGCUCUCGCCUACGAUGAGGCUGCAAGGACGAUGUACGGCCAAAGUGCUCGUUUAAACCUUCCCAACAUUAAGAACAGAGGGCAGCUACAAGGGAUUCUUUUGGACGAUUACUUGGGACUGCGUAACUCGGAUUCUUCAACAGCUACGUCGACAUGUUCUGAAUCAACUACUACAAUCUCGAACCAAUCUGAGGUCUGCGUGCCUGAGGAGUUCACAAUGAGGCCAAAACUUGUCCCCCAAAACAUUAAGAUUGAAGAUGGAGAAGGUGAAUCGAGGACCGGGGAUCACAGUGAUGACACUGCAACGCCGAUGUGCUUAGAGAAUCAAGUGAAACAUGAGGAUUGUAAUGAUCAGGCAGUUGGAUUAGGAACUGAGUUCCCUAGCUUCGAUCAGUUGCAGAACUUCCAAAUGGACGAAAUGCUCCAGCCGAGGACUGGGAAUCAGGCCAAUCAUAUGGCGAUGCCAAUGAGCUUAGAGAAGCAGGUGAAGGAUGAAGAUCUCAAUUCUAUAUAUCGUGAUUGGCGCAAUGAUCAAGCAGUCUUAUCAGAAGCUGGGAUUUCUUGUCUGAAUGAUCUGCAUAACUUUCAAAUGGAUGAAAUGUUUGAUGUGGAAGAGCUUCUAAGCCUAAUAAGUAGUGAUUCAUUGUAUGAUCCAAGCAUCUUGAAAGGCAAUGCAGAUGGUUAUACUAACAUGACGCCUUCACAAGUGAGCAAUCAAGGGCCUGAGAAGCCAUCAAGUUGGUCAUAUCAAUUCCAAAAUCCAGACGUGAAGCUACUCGGAAGUCUCCAACAGACAGAGCUGGCCGAUGUCGACUAUGGAUUUGAUUUCUUGAAGCAGGGGAGGGAGGAGGAUCUGAAUGCGGCAGCGGAUGAUUGUGUCCGAUACCUGAACGAGAUUGGUGAUUUAGGUUUUUGAGGGGUAUAUUUUUGGUUGAAGGAUUAGGAGUAAAAAAAAAAAAGAAAAUGAAAAAGAAAAAACCACAUGAACAUUGCUGGCUCUCUAUUUAUGUUUGUGUAAAAUACGUUAGUAUUUGAAGCUGACAAAUUCUCCAUAGGUUUUAGUUUGGAGAAUAUGUGACGCGUGAUUCACAUACGAGGUUAUUUACAGCUACUUUUAUUUAGAUCUAACAAUGUUCUUUCAACUAGUGUAAUAAGGCUUCUUCCUUCCAAGGAUGAAUGAUGAUUCGUUUUGCUCUUGUAAAUUAUAUAUGUUGUACAUAUUAUAUAUACACAUACAUUGUAAAUUUUUCUUCAA
This is a messenger RNA of Benincasa hispida (wax gourd), 1881 nucleotides long. RefSeq names its product dehydration-responsive element-binding protein 2C-like. Lineage: Eukaryota; Viridiplantae; Streptophyta; Magnoliopsida; Cucurbitales; Cucurbitaceae. The record is from RefSeq and is a predicted model, not a curated record. Gene Ontology annotation, cellular component: nucleus. Gene Ontology annotation, biological process: positive regulation of DNA-templated transcription; response to stress. Gene Ontology annotation, molecular function: DNA-binding transcription factor activity; transcription cis-regulatory region binding.